Messenger RNA from Alternaria alternata, 840 nucleotides. RefSeq lists its product as hypothetical. Lineage: Eukaryota; Fungi; Ascomycota; Dothideomycetes; Pleosporales; Pleosporaceae. The transcript has 3 exons. The record is from RefSeq and is a predicted model, not a curated record. Gene Ontology annotation, biological process: proton motive force-driven ATP synthesis. Gene Ontology annotation, molecular function: proton transmembrane transporter activity. The coding region runs from base 70 to 684 and encodes 204 amino acids.
GAGCUCCAUCCACCCUCACGAGCAGACGACCGGCGACACCCCAUCUCCCCUUCGUCAAUUCACAUCAAGAUGUCUCUCGCUGCAUCACGUGCCGUAUUACGGCAAUCGACGUUCGCCGUCCGCCGCGCUGGCAUCCGCAAUGCCUCGACGACCGCCGAAGCCACCAACACCGUAAAGGAAACCGCGUCAAAGGCACAGUCCAAGGCAUCAGAGGGUCUCACCAAGGUCACAAGCUCCGCGAGCUCUGCGGCGUCGGGUGCCGGUCAAGCCGUCAACAAUGCGACACAGCAAGCCACUGGACGGGUAGGAAGGAUGGUCAACUUCGUGCAAGGACUGGUUCCCAAGGCUACCUACUACGGAAGGGUCGGACUUGAGCUCGGCAAGCUCAUUGCCCACCAACGAAGCAUGCAACCACCAUCCAUCCAGACUAUGCAGAACUACAUCCAGCCCGCAUUGAACGCUCUCCGCAACCCCAGCUCCCUCUUCAACCGCGUAGCCAGCGAGGCCAACAGCGCCGCCCAGCAACCCGCCAACGUCCUUGCGCAAGUUCGGAACAUGCCCCGCGAACAGUGGUACUCUAUGGGUGUUGUUUUUGCCGAGGUCAUUGGUUUCUUCUCCGUUGGCGAGAUCAUUGGCCGAUUCAAGCUUGUUGGCUACCGGCAGAAGAAGGACGAGCACCACUGAGUGCGGUGAGCUUGAGGGAUGAGCUUAGGAAAGCUACGACACGACAUUUCAGCAUGCACUAGGUUCAAGAGGUAGUGGGGAGGGCUACGAGGGGCUGGUGAGGAAGGAAACACUGUACGAUUUCGCGGGCAGGGAAGCUGAGCAAGUGUGUUUGCG